Molecule: messenger RNA, 783 nt
Organism: Paraglomus brasilianum
Lineage: Eukaryota; Fungi; Glomeromycota; Glomeromycetes; Paraglomerales; Paraglomeraceae
Source: the annotation of a GenBank genome assembly
AUGUCAGAAUCGGCGUCUCUUUUACAAAUAUUAGGCACAAUCAGGAAAGAGCUCACAAGGGGCAUAACAAUUGGAAUAGAGAACUUUCAUGAACACUAUUAUCUGAGGAAUAUGGAAUACUAUUGCGAGACUGACUGCUUCAAUGCUCCAACCAUUUCGAUUUCUCCUGGAAAAUGGGGAUUAGGAGCAUUUAGGUCUUCAAUAACAAAUGGCACACGAGGCCUUUUGACAUACGAACUCCAAAGUGAAUCAUUUACCCUCACUGAUCGCCUGUUUCUGAUCAUCGGUUGGCACGUGCCUCUUAUCGGGGACAAUCACUAUUUCCUUCACGUAGCUCAGGUAGAAUCGCCCGACUUUCCCGCGAAAGAGUCAGAGAGACAAAGGGUAUAUGAAUUUUUAUCGCACAAAAAGACGAGGGCUGGAAAGAAGACCAUAUUUUGUUAUGUAAGUCCGGAGGUUGUUGAUGAUCAGAAGCAACAAGUGAAUGAAAAAGAGGAUGGGAAGGCAGAUCAUGCAUCUAGGAGUUGUUUGACUGUAUGUGCAUCCAUGGCUACAACCUCCUUAGCCAAUCUUAGAGUGGAGAUCCAUCCCCAAAAGUUUCCAACAGAUGAACAGAAUGUCGAAGGAACUAUACACAUUGCUGGCCCCCCUCAGAGAUUUUCUUUUACAAAAUUAAUGGAGGAACGGUUUGCAAAUGCCGAAAUUAAAGUCAACGAUGCAUUAGAAAAAUUUCUUAAAAUUAAAACCGAGUCUACAGUGAAGGACACUAGAAAAGGCAUUUGA